Ostrinia nubilalis (European corn borer) is the source of this 1502-nucleotide messenger RNA. Its product is annotated as 4-galactosyl-N-acetylglucosaminide 3-alpha-L-fucosyltransferase FUT6-like. Gene Ontology annotation, cellular component: membrane. Lineage: Eukaryota; Metazoa; Arthropoda; Insecta; Lepidoptera; Crambidae. Gene Ontology annotation, molecular function: alpha-(1->3)-fucosyltransferase activity. The transcript is spliced from 5 exons. Bases 176 to 1468 code for a protein of 430 amino acids. The record is from RefSeq and is a predicted model, not a curated record.
CUGCUAUCAAUGCUGUAAACAAACGUAACCUAAUACUAUUUCAUGGUUUGGAACACGGUAGAUAGUGGUAUUUUAUCGUUGAUUGUGAUAGGCAUACAACGUGUUUAAUCGUGUCCCAUGUUUAUGCAACUGUUUAAAUAAAAGUGUAUAAAACACAAAUACGGUAUAAUUUGGUAUGGCAAUAAAAACUCGAAUGUGCCUGAGAGGGAAUUUCACUGUGUUGCAAAUCAUUAAAAAAACGUUCAUUAUAGCUGUAGUGUAUGUGGUGGUUCAAACCUUCAUAGAUUACGUGUGUUCUCGUGAAAUUGUAGAAAGUUUAAAAGAAGAGCCUUAUUUGUUGUUAACUAAUGAUACUGUAACCAAAUAUUACGAGAAACGUAAGCAUUGGGAGACAUCAGUUCUAGGGGCGGCUCUAUUUAAAAACCUGCCUAUAGAGAGAAAACAAGAGAACAGGACGUUUGUCGUGUUAGUAUGGAAAUAUUGGAAUUGGCUGAAGAUUCGGCACCUUGGUGGACAUUCUAACGACGAUCCCCUUGACGACUGCAGCGUAAAGAACUGCAUAUUCACAAGUGACGAAAGUCAAAUUAAUUCCGUGGACUCAGUACUGGUUCAUAUUCAACACGGAGUGUUUCCACAAGUUCCGAAGAGGAACACGUCACAAAGAUGGGUGUUUCUCUCCGACGAGUCGCCAUUCAACACGUUCUCAAUGGCCCAUCCUAAGCCAAGUUUUUCUAGUCUAGCUAAUGUUUUUAAUUGGUCCAUGACAUACAGAAGCGAUUCAGAUGUGCCGGUCCCAUACGGCCGCACCGUGCCUUUGUCACAUUCUCCCCAGGGAAAUCUGACCUCUCUGUCUAUCCCUUACUGGGAGAGCAAACAAAAAGACGUACCGGUUGCAGUAUUGAUAUCCAACUGCGGAGUGACAGAGCGCAUGAAUUAUAUUCGUGAGUUGCAAAGGCAUAUAGAUGUAGAUAUCAUUGGAAAAUGUGCAUCGGAUAAGGGGAAAAGCUGUCCCGGCCACUUUAGAGCAGACUGCCCUAAAAUAAACAACUACCAGUUUUACCUAGCUUUUGAGAAUACUAGAUGCAGGCAAUAUUUUACUGAAAAGGUGUUCUUCAACGCGUACGCUAAAGGUGCAAUACCGAUCGUGAUGGGGCCUCCAAUAUUAGAUUGUGAGAAACUACUGCCUCCCCAGUCAUUCUUACAUGUCGACGAUUUUGCAAGUCCUAAAGAUCUGGCGAUGAAAAUAUUAGAACUUAGCAAGAACGAAGAAAAAUUACUAUCGUUCCAUCAAUGGAGACAUCAAUUUAAAGUAGCUAAUGAACAUGGAUACUUUGGGACCAAAUCAUACCACCUCUGUAGAUUAUGCGAAGCUUUAAAUUUUAAUGAUAAGAAUAAUAAAGAAUAUGAUGAAGAUACUUUAAAACUGUAUUUGGAACCUAAGUUGUUGUGUACUAAAUCUAAUAAAUAGAUUAAUGACGUUAUGGUUCAUUAAUUAAUGGGAA